CGGGAGCUGUCACGUGCUGCAGUCAUCACAGUCAUGUGACCUGUGCGUCAUCAAGGUCCGCCAGAGAAGAGACUCUACACUACUUGCCGCUACCUUUGAAGUGCGGUAGAUCCGUGCAGCUGUUCCAUCCGGCGGCAGAGGAGACGUUACAUGAACACAAGAAGAUGGACGCCCUCGCGGAAGCCCUUGCAGGAAGUUUUGCUGUUUCUUCUGACCUUAAUAGUACAUCAGCCCCUCAUCCAAGAUUAGCUCAAUACAAAGGCAAAUACAGCUCUCUAGAGCAAAGUGAGCGCAGAAGAAAGCUGCUUGAACUGCAAAAAUUGAAACGUUUGGACUAUGUAAACCAUGCUCGGCGGCUUGCUGCUGGCGAUUGGACAGUCCAAGAAGAAGAGAAGGAAGACAGUGAUAAAAAAACAGAAGAUGUGGAGGAGGACACAGAGGACAUGGAUGUGGAACCUUGCAAAAAGUUGCCCAGACAUUAUGCUAACCAACUUAUGCUUUCUGAAUGGCUAAUAGAAAUUCCUCCAGACCUGGCUGAUCUUUGGCUCCUUGUAGUCUGCCCUACUGGAAAGCGUUCUCUGGUUGUUGCUUCUCGGGGUUCUUCUGCAGCUUAUACUAAAAGUGGGUAUUGCGUGAACAGGUUUCCAUCUCUUCUACCAGGAGGAAACCGACAUAACAGUGCCAGUGGUAAAGAUUAUACAAUUCUAGACUGUAUAUAUAAUGAAGAGUCUCGAACAUAUUAUGUGUUAGAUGUUAUGUGUUGGAGAGGACACCCGGUGUACGACUGCCAAACUGACUUUCGCUUUUACUGGCUUCAAUCAAAACUCGAGGAAGAAGACGGGUUGUGUAAUAUUUCCAAGAUCAACCCCUUCAAGUUUGUUGGGCUACAGAACUUUUCCUGCUCGCUGAAUUCCAUUCAAAAUGUUCUUACACAAUCCUAUCCCUACAAGGUGGAUGGCCUGUUAUUUUACCACAAGCACACACACUAUACUCCAGGGAGUACUCCACUGGUUGGAUGGCUUCGUCCAUACAUGGCACCUGAAAUCCUAGAAUUUCCUGCCCCACCCGGACCCCUUACAGAGAAGCCAGCAUAUGCACACGAACAAAUGCGACAAAUUCUCGAACACAAAAAAGAUGGGAAAGGAGCAGCAGAGGGUGGACGUUAUGAAUUAGAACAUCUGUCGACAAUAUCUCCAUCUGUGUGAGACUGCUAGGAUUGAAUCCACAUUCAUUGUUGCCAUUUAACAACAUCGGAUCACUUUUUCGUUUUUUUUUUUU
Molecule: messenger RNA, 1278 nt
Organism: Hyla sarda
Lineage: Eukaryota; Metazoa; Chordata; Amphibia; Anura; Hylidae
Gene: SNUPN
Product: snurportin 1
Exons: 9
Coding region: 165-1205 (346 amino acids)
Biological process (GO): protein import into nucleus; snRNA import into nucleus
Cellular component (GO): nucleus; cytoplasm
Molecular function (GO): protein binding; nuclear import signal receptor activity
Source: RefSeq, a predicted model, not a curated record